AUGCAAGAAGACUUCUGUCCUCCAAACGGGUCUCUAGCAGUACAAGAUGGCCGCAACAUCGCCUCAACAAUCAACCAUUUACUAGCAAAACCCGGGUUCGUGACUCGCGUUUUCACCAAAGACUACCAUCCAGCAAACCACAUAUCCUUUGCCCCCAAUCAUCCUGGACCGGAAAACAUACCUUUCGAAUCAUUCAUCGCAAUGAAGAACCCCGCAUCAGGCAAGGGAUCAGAAACAAAAGCACAGCGCCUCUGGCCAGUUCACUGUGUAGCCGAAACUGCCGGGGCCGAAAUUAUUCCCGAGAUCAACAUGUCGAGCGGCGACUUGGUCGUGCAUAAAGGCAUGCGCCCCGAUGUUGAAAUGUAUUCUGUCUUCGCGGAUUCCUUUGGGAACUGUGAUCCAGGAACGAACUCACACUCGGUCAGUAUGGAUGUUGCGGCAGUCCUCGCUGAACAAGGCACCACAGAUGUGUUCGUUGUUGGCCUUGCUGGAGAUUAUUGUGUUAAGGAUACUGCGAUCGAUGCUGCUAAGGCUGGAUAUAGAGCCUAUGUCGUCGAGGAGGGGACCAAGUGUGUUUUACCUGCUAGUUGGGAUGACAUCAAACAAGAACUGGUAGCUGCAGGUGUUCAUGUGGUUUCUAUCAACGAUCCUAUUUUCGAGGGAGUGUGA
This is a messenger RNA of Penicillium salamii, 669 nucleotides long. The record is from the annotation of a GenBank genome assembly. NCBI's taxonomy places the organism in Eukaryota, Fungi, Ascomycota, Eurotiomycetes, Eurotiales, Aspergillaceae.